Molecule: messenger RNA, 1851 nt
Organism: Setaria italica (foxtail millet)
Lineage: Eukaryota; Viridiplantae; Streptophyta; Magnoliopsida; Poales; Poaceae
Exons: 3
Coding region: 159-1529 (456 amino acids)
Molecular function (GO): zinc ion binding; nucleic acid binding
Source: RefSeq, a predicted model, not a curated record
UGCAAAAAUUGUGGUUGCGUGUUCUACGAUCUACACAAAAUGGCCGUUGGUGACAAGACUAGAGAGAGAGAGGAGUUUCCCUAGAGAGAAACAGAGGAAGAUGUGAUCAUCCGCGGCGAGGGGAAGAGCGGCAAGGCGACGGCGACGGCGAGGCGGCAAUGAGCAGCACCACCGCCCAUAGCUACCCGGAGAGCGUCGGUUCCUGCUGGCCUCCGACACCACCGACUCCCCCUCCCACUCUCCCUUCCCCGGCGGCGGCGGCGGCGGCCCCCCGCAGCGCCCCCGUGAGGCGGCAGCUGGACUUCGCGGCCGCGGACGCGGACGCCGGCGCCGGCUUGGGCGACGACCUGGAGUACGGGGAAGACAUCAUCAGCGCCGUGGACGACAUUGAGCGGGGCUACGAGGCCAAGCGACGGGCCCCGCCGUGCGUCUGCCGGCGCGGCGAGUGUGCGGUGCGUCGGGACGAGCAGGGCCGGUGGACGUACGUCUGCUCGUCGCAGCCGAAGUGCAAGUAUGUUGCUCUAUGCGAAGAAGCUGGUCUUAGUCCUGAAUCACAGCCUGCUGUUAGGAGCCAUCCUAAACCAAGCAAUCCUUGUGUGUUCAACAUUCCAAGCAAUCAUGUGCCUGAACCUAGAACACCAGUUGAUAAUGUUAAUCCCCGAGGUGCUGGUGCUACUACUCCAAUUAAUGUCAGCCCCCAGGCUCCACUUAAUUCCACUUUCCAAGGUGCUGGUACUGCAACUCCAGUUCAUGUGCCUGUACCUAGAACGCCAGUUAAUAAUGUUAAUCUCAGAGGUGCUGGUGCUACAACUCCAGUUAAUGUCAACCCCCGGGCUCCACUUAAUUCCACUUUCCAAGGUGCAGGCUCUACAGCUGUGGUUAAAGUGAGCCCCCGAGGGGCUAGAUCCAAUGAUGAAUGGCCAACCUGCAAGUGUACAGCAGGGAAGUGCAAAGUAUUGAGAGUGAACAAAGAAGAAGCCUACUAUGUAUGUCCUAUACCCAAGGGAAAAGGUGCAUGCACUCAGAAGGUUCCAGUCCAUGUCCAUGCUGCUGCUAAUGACCUACUACAAACUGGAGAUGACAACACAAGAGGAGGGGAUAAGGAUUCGAAGGACGAGCCUGCUGAGAAGGAAGCUCAUGGGAACAACAACCUAGUUCGAGUGGGAGACAACAAUGCAAAUGCAUCGGUCAGUCAUGCUCAACCCGAAGACAGUGAGUGGCCAUUUGAUAUUGUCAAUAAUGACGUUGUGCCCACAGCUGAGGCAACACCCCGAGCUGCAGUUCAUCAGGGAUCACCAAGUAUGCUGCGCCAGCCGAUUGCCACGGUGGAAAAAACACCCACAAAAUCGCCCAUGCCACCUUACAGUACGCGCAGUCCCAUGACUCCAUGCUCAGAUAGCAUCUGCUUCGGAUGUGGUGAGAAGGGUCACUGGAUCAAGGAAUGUCCUAAGCCAUCUCAGAAAAAUUGUUUCCAUUGCGGCAUGACUGGUCACUGGAGGAGCAAUUGUCCCCAACUGCGAAGAUCUUAGAAGCAUAUGGUGAACUGAUGGCCUCAUUCUGCCUCUGGUUAAUCGGCUUGCGCAUGGUAGUGAAAUAUAUAUUAUAUGUAGUGAGUUAGGCUGGACAAACGGCUAAAAGACCCUCUCGUAGUUUUGGGCCUAGUAACUGCUUAGGGUUUAAGGUAUUAGUGUCUUAAUGUAGGUUGUAAUAAUUCGUGUCUUUUGUGUUUAUAUGCUGUAACCCGUAAGUAACUGCUUACUAGUUAAUAUCAGAAGGGUACCUUUCAAGAACGGGAUGAACUGAGGAUGUUGUAUCCUUGAAUCCUUUGCUGCUGUUCUUUGCUUUUCUCCA